AUGAGGAAUCGAAAGCAAUGGAAGCUUAGUCCAAGGUUUAUGGGACUGUAUAGGAUCAUUGAGCGAGUGGGUCCUUUGGCCUAUCAAUUGGCCUUGCCUAACGAAUUAGCUAGAUUUCAUGAUGUGUUCCAUGUGUCACAAUUGCGGAAGUACAUACCGGAUCCAAGAAUGGAAGUUCCUGAGGAAGAGGUUGAGAUUCAUCAGAACCUAACCUAUAUUGAGAGGCCAGCGAAAAUCUUGGACCGCAAGGAGAAGAAGUUGAGGAAUAAAUCAAUUCUUCUAGUUAAAGUUCAGUGGAACCAUCACUCUGAUCGGGAAGCAACAUGGGAGCUAGAAGAAGAUUUAAGGCGCAAUUUCCCAAAUUAUUUGUUGAUGUAA
This is a messenger RNA of Diospyros lotus (date-plum), 378 nucleotides long. RefSeq lists its product as uncharacterized. Bases 1 to 378 code for a protein of 125 amino acids. The transcript has a single exon. The record is from RefSeq and is a predicted model, not a curated record. NCBI's taxonomy places the organism in Eukaryota, Viridiplantae, Streptophyta, Magnoliopsida, Ericales, Ebenaceae.